Uncinocarpus reesii 1704 is the source of this 1593-nucleotide messenger RNA. RefSeq lists its product as uncharacterized. NCBI's taxonomy places the organism in Eukaryota, Fungi, Ascomycota, Eurotiomycetes, Onygenales, Onygenaceae. Gene Ontology annotation, molecular function: transmembrane transporter activity. Gene Ontology annotation, biological process: transmembrane transport. The coding region runs from base 1 to 1593 and encodes 530 amino acids. The transcript is spliced from 8 exons. The record is from RefSeq and is a predicted model, not a curated record.
AUGGAAGCCAACACAAGGUUAAGUUCACAAAAAGACGAAAUCGAGCCAGGGACCAAGCCACCCGCACCAGAAGAGUCACCACAAUCAUCAGAGAAAACACCAGACAUCAGCAAAAGUUCGAGAACAACUCUCGUCGAUUUUAGCGAAAAAGGCACUCCGGGCGACUCAAAUUCGCCGACUUCGACCUAUCCGCCGGUUGAAUAUGCGUACCUCGGCUUCAACUCCCCCCUUCCAUCUCCAAUCGAUUACAGUGCUGCGAAACAACCAUCCUUGCCAGGGCCCCCGGAUUUGAAACGAUAUACAUCACCAUUCGAGUGGCCAAACACGCGCAAGUAUGUGAUCACCGCUCUCGCGUGCACCGUGACAGUUCUCGCCGCGGCAGCGGCAGGAUGUUACAGUCCGCCGGAAGCAGAGCUCACUCGAGCAUGGGGGAUCAGCGGCGUGGUUUAUAACAUUGGUAUUACUGUCUUUACCCUUGGCUUUGGGAUCGCACCUAUGGUGCUGGCCCCAUUUUCGGAAAUAAACGGACGGAGACCAAUGUUUAUAUACAGCGGAAUCCUGUUUACUGUAUGCCAUAUUGGAUGCGGCGUGACUCGCUCUUUUGCCGGGAUGAUUCUUGCCCGGUUCUUUUUGGGUGUUGGAGGCUCAACUUUCUCGACUAUAGUGGGCGGUAUUAUAAGUGACAUAUACCAUGCCAAAGACCGGAAUGCGCCAAUGGCUUUGUUCGCCACAGCAGCACUUUUUGGAACGGGGCUGGGUCCCCUGUUCUCCGGAGCAAUUGUGAAACACACGUCGUGGCGCUGGGUGUACUACUCACAGGCUAUAGUAGCGGGCGUAGUUACAGCCGCAGUGGUUCUUUUUUUCAAAGAAACUAGGGGUAACGUGUUAUUAAGUCGGAAAGCAAGAGCGUUGAACCAGUGGUAUGAAGAGCUGGAAAAUGCAGGGUGCCCUGGUUUGCGGAUGGAGACCGCCGAAGGUAGCCAAAAAGACCGUUUCGACAAAAUAGCCAUGAAACUUGGAAAGGUGCCAACCACGCCAGAAGGUCGACUAUAUUUCGUUUGCGUGGAAUCCAUUUUAAUGCCUGCAGGAUUGUUCUGGUUUGGAUGGACUUCAGGUCCGUCAACACACUGGAUAUGGCCCGCUCUGGCUGUGGGUUGCGCAACGAUUGGGAUAUUCUCGAUUUACCUUGCCGUCUUUAACUAUAUGGCCGAUACGUACCAUCGAUAUGCAAGCUCCGCAUUAGCAGCUCAGUCCUUUUGUCGAAAUGUUCUUGGUGGGGCAUUCCCGCUUGUUACGAAAGCCAUGUUCAACAAUCUUGGGUAUCCCGAAGCGUCCAGUUUGCUUGGUGGUAUUGUCCCGAAGACUGACAAUGACCAGGGCGCUUUGCUGACGAUCGUCCCAUGGGUUCUUGCGAUCUUCGGUCCGAGGAUCAGAGCACGAAGCAAAUUCGCGAGCGCCACUGGGCAAGUGAUCAGCCGACUUUUAUACGAGAACGCCGGAGAAAACGCGGGAAUUACCCGCAAAAUGCUCUGCAAAAGUUCGACCGUCGUGAUGUCACCGAUGCGCCUGUGGGUCUUUAUCGGCGUUCACUGA